Messenger RNA from Monoraphidium neglectum, 192 nucleotides. RefSeq lists its product as hypothetical. Bases 1 to 192 code for a protein of 63 amino acids. The record is from RefSeq and is a predicted model, not a curated record. The transcript has 2 exons. NCBI's taxonomy places the organism in Eukaryota, Viridiplantae, Chlorophyta, Chlorophyceae, Sphaeropleales, Selenastraceae.
AUGCAGGCCAAGCCGCGAAUGGAGAGCAGCGCCGUCGCGGACGACAAGACGGGGGGUCUGGCGGCCAGCACCACGCGCACCAGCACGGGGGCUUUCCUGGAUGAGAGCCAGGACGAGGUGGUGGCCGCCAUUGAGAAGCGCGUGGCGCAGGUCACGAUGCUGCCCAAGCGUGAGCGCAGACUGGGGAGGUGA